AAUAAGCAGUUGAAAUGGUGAAAAGCUCCGAUAAAAGAGAAGGAAAUGUUACGUUGGCCAUCGACAGAGACAAAGAGAGCCAAAACGUGAUGAAAUGGGCUGUCAGCAAUCUUCUUAGCCGAGGCCAAACUAUUACUCUUCUUCAUGUCAAAAUCAAACAAUCCUCGUCUUCUCUUCCCUAUUCCGGAUCUAACCUGUCUAAGUCAGGCGAUGAUGCAUCCGAUUUGUUUCUUCCCUUCCGUUGCUUCUGUGCUAGAAAAGAGAUCAUAUGCCAAGAUGUGGUUGUGGAGGACGUUAGUGCGGCUAAAGGAAUAGUUGACUACGUGGAACAGAAUGGAAUCGAGACUCUAGUACUCGGUUUAUCGAAGAUGAAUCUUUUAAGGUUCAAAGCAGCGGAUGUUUCAAGUACCAUCAUGAAAAAGGCACCGAGUUUCUGUACAGUAUAUGUAAUCUCUAAAGGGAGAAUCUCGUCUCUGAAAUCAUCUACAAGUUUACCUCCGACUUCCACUAUGCGGCACCAUGUACACACUCCGACGAACAAUCUGAAUGCUGAAAGGAGGAAACAAACAAUGCAAAGAACACAAGACGAGAUCAAGAUUGAGAUCAAGUCUCCCUUUUCGACAAGAGGAUACGAAGGCAUUUACCAUCCCUCGAUGACAGACUCUGACAUAUCAUUUGUGAGUAAUGGAAGACCGAGCGUGGAUCAGAUGUUUCCUUCCUUGUAUGACAAUGUGGAUAUUCCUCGGCUCUCAGUCAGUUCUGAGUAUGGACAAAAUCGAUCCAGUUUUGCUACAUCAUACACAUCAGGAAAGGAGUCUAUAGAUCUUGGCUCAUCAUAUACAGGACACUCUUCAAGCUCACUUGAAAGUGGGAGACCAUCAUUUUCAUUACAGUGCCAGGAUGAGAUUGAAGCCGAGAUGAGAAGGCUGAAAAUGGAGCUAAAGUCUACAAUGGAAAUGUAUAACAGUGCCUGCAAGGAAGCAAUCUCUGCAAAGAAGGCGGCUAAUGAGUUACACAAGUGGAAAGCAGAUAAGGAACAUAUAUUAGAAGAGGUGAGACUUGCGAAAGAAGCAGCGAUGGCAACGGCAGAGAGGGAGAAAGAAAAAAGCAGAGCAGCCAUGGAAGCGGCAGUGGCAGCUCAAAGAAUAUCAGAACUUGAGACUCAAAAGAGAAAGCAUAUUGAAACCGCAGAGGAAAAGAAGAGGGGAGUGAAAACUGAUUUAAGGUACAGAAAAUACAGCAUUGAGGAGAUUGAAGAAGCCACAGAAGAGUUCUUGCCUAGUCGCAAGAUUGGAGAAGGAGGCUAUGGACCUGUUUACAAGGGAACACUAGAUUAUACUAAAGUGGCAAUAAAAGUUCUAAGACCAGACGCGGCACAAGGAAGGUCUCAGUUCCAGCAAGAGGUUGAAGUACUAACAUGUAUGAGACAUCCAAACAUGGUUCUCCUGCUUGGUGCCUGUCCGGAAUACGGAUGUUUAGUGUACGAAUACAUGGCCAAUGGUAGCUUAGAAGACUGUCUCUUCAGACGAGGAAACUCCCCAAUCCUUUCUUGGCAGCUAAGAUUUCGUAUAGCCGCUGAAAUCGCAACCGGUCUUCAUUUCCUACACCAGAUGAAACCGGAGCCUUUGGUGCACCGUGACCUUAAACCGGGAAACAUAUUACUUGACAAACAUUUUGUCAGCAAGAUUUCAGAUGUGGGCUUGGCCAGGCUCGUCCCUCCAUCUGUUGCUGAUACUGCAACCCAAUAUAGAAUGACGACAACCGCUGGAACAUUCUUUUACAUAGACCCCGAAUAUCAGCAGACCGGUAUGUUGGGGACUAAAUCAGACGUUUACUCGUUUGGCAUUAUGCUUUUGCAAAUACUUACAGCUAAGCCACCAAUGGGUUUGACUCAUCACGUCGAAAGAGCAAUUGAAAAAGGAACUUUUGCUGAGAUGUUAGACCCAGCUGUUCCUGACUGGCCAGUCGAAGAGGCCUUGGUUGCAGCAAAACUUGCUCUACAGUGUGCAGAACUAAGACGCAAAGACAGACCUGACUUAGGGAAUGCUGUUUUGCCUGUGCUNAUACAGCUCAGGGAUCUAGCCGAAGAAAGCAUUAACUUUAGCAGAAGCCAACGGCCUUUGCCAGGUAGGAGCUCAGUGUCGACGACUUCACUACAGGAGAUUAUGAGUGAUCCACAACUACAGUAUAGAUAUGAUAGCUCAGGUUUCAACGACAGUUCUACAUCUUGAAGAGGGAAAUCCAAGUCAGAAACAAUCAUAGAGGAGCCGAGCAAACUUUUUUUGGUCGAGAUCAAGAAUUGUUGUUACCCACAUAGUGGGGGUAUACGGAUACAAAUAAUUUUACAGAGUUUUUUUUAUUUUAUUUUUUAUUUGUUUACAUGUAUAUUGGGGUUUAGAGUUCCUAUGGGUAUCGUAUUAAUAUUAACAGUAACCCCUUUGAAUCUAUACCAUACAAGCUUUGAUUUUUGCUUAUAAGGGAAUAACAUUUUGAUUACC
Molecule: messenger RNA, 2498 nt
Organism: Camelina sativa (false flax)
Lineage: Eukaryota; Viridiplantae; Streptophyta; Magnoliopsida; Brassicales; Brassicaceae
Source: RefSeq, a predicted model, not a curated record